AUGAGCAAAGCGUUGGCCGUCAAGGAGGCCGUCAAGGAGAGCCUUCUUGGCGCUGAAGAGCCCGUUCAGCUGUCUGCCCAGACAAAGGCCAGAUUCGUCGCCAAUGCCGUCAAGGAUGAGUCGUCAGAAGAGCUCUUGAUGGGCCCUGAGCAAUUCAUCAACGCUGUCGCGCCCGCCGACGAGGACUUUCACAAAAUCAAGCGCGAACAGUAUGGAAUUCUGUUUGGCGUCGCCGACCGCAAGGGCAGCGGAAAGAUUACCCUCUCCGAAUGGGCCGCCUUCGAAAACCUUUUGAUGAAGCCCGACGCCGAGUACGAGAUUGCCUUUCGCCUUUUCGAUGUCGACAGAACCGGCAACGUCAAAUACGAGGACUUUCGAAAGCUCUACGAGCUUAAUAAGGGACCCGACAGCAUCCCCUUCGACUGGGAGUGCGAGUGGGCUAAGCUAUACAUCGGCAGCAAAAAGAAGCGCCACCACAUGGACUAUCCCCAGUUCUCCCAGAUGUUGCGUGGUCUUCAGGGCGAGAGAAUCCGUCAGGCCUUUCAACUCUUUGACAAGGAUGGCGACGGCUUUAUCGACCCCGAGGACUUUGAGCGCAUCAUCCGCGAGACCUCCAAGCACAAACUGUCUGACCACUUGCUUGAGAACCUUUCCACCCUCUGCAACAUCUCGCUCGGCAGCAAGGUCUCGUACGCCAACGUGCGCGCUUUCCAGAACAUGAUCAAGGAAAUUGACCUCGUCGAGCUCAUCGUGCGCCGCGCUUGCGCCAAGAGCCCCGACGGUAAGAUCACCAGGACCGAGUUCCUCAACCAGGCCGCCAAAAUUACUCGCUUUUCCCUCUUCACCCCCAUGGAAGCCGACAUCCUCUUCCAUUUCGCCAGCCUUGAUGAGCCCUCGGGCCGCCUCGGCCUUGGGGAUUUCGCCAAAGUCCUUGAUCCGUCAUGGAGAAACGCCAUCUCCGAGGCUGCUGACGAGGCGGCUCAGCGUGCUCUUGCCAAGGGAGCCACAGCCAGCAAGGCAUUUCUGAGCCGGGUCCUAGAGUCUACCUACAACUUUGGCCUGGGUAGUUUGGCCGGUGCCUUCGGCGCCUUCAUGGUCUACCCCAUUGACCUCGUCAAGACGCGUCUCCAGAACCAGAGAGGCGCGAGACCCGGAGAGAGGCUGUACAAGAACUCUAUCGACUGCUUCCAGAAGGUGUGGAGAAAUGAGGGUUUGCGCGGCCUGUACUCGGGUGUUCUGCCCCAGCUGGUCGGCGUUGCGCCUGAGAAGGCCAUCAAGCUGACGGUCAAUGACCUCGUGCGCACCUACUUUACCAACAAGGAGGGCAAGAUUUGGUACGGACACGAAAUCCUGGCUGGUGGUACAGCCGGUGGUUGCCAAGUUGUCUUCACCAACCCCCUCGAAAUCGUCAAAAUUCGUCUUCAGGUCCAGGGUGAGGUCGCCAAGACUGUUGAGGGCGCACCUAAGAGGUCGGCCAUGUGGAUUGUGCGCAACUUGGGUCUUGUUGGCCUGUACAAGGGUGCUUCCGCCUGCCUCCUCCGCGACGUGCCCUUUUCCGCCAUCUACUUCCCGACCUAUGCCCACUUGAAGAAGGACAUGUUCGGCGAGUCGCCUACGAAGAAGCUGGGUAUUGUUCAGCUUCUUACUGCUGGCGCCAUCGCCGGUAUGCCUGCUGCAUACCUCACGACGCCAUGCGACGUGAUCAAAACCCGUCUUCAGGUCGAGGCGCGCAAGGGCGAGGCGACUUACACCGGCCUUCGCCAUGCCGCAAAGACCAUUUGGAAGGAGGAGGGUUUCCGCGCCUUCUUCAAGGGCGGUCCCGCUAGAAUCUUCCGUUCAUCUCCUCAAUUCGGUUUCACCCUCGCCGCAUACGAGGUCCUGCAGAGCGCUAUUCCUUACCCCGGCGGAACGGACUCCAAGGUUCACACCGGUGUCGGCGAAGCUGUCUCGACUCUGAGGGAAAAGCUGGACACCAGCCCCUUCGCGCGCAGCCGAAACGCGCUGAAGGUCAUUCUUGAUAUCGACGAGGACUUUGGUAAGGUCAAGGUGCCGAGUCAAGAAUCUUGGAAGAAGCUGCCUGCUUUCAUGCAGACCAACGGCAAUGAAUCAUCAUGA
This is a messenger RNA of Colletotrichum karsti, 2115 nucleotides long. Its product is annotated as mitochondrial carrier. Bases 1 to 2115 code for a protein of 704 amino acids. The transcript has 3 exons. Gene Ontology annotation, biological process: L-glutamate transmembrane transport; aspartate transmembrane transport; malate-aspartate shuttle. Gene Ontology annotation, molecular function: calcium ion binding; L-aspartate transmembrane transporter activity; L-glutamate transmembrane transporter activity. The record is from RefSeq and is a predicted model, not a curated record. Lineage: Eukaryota; Fungi; Ascomycota; Sordariomycetes; Glomerellales; Glomerellaceae.